Messenger RNA from Musca domestica (house fly), 2118 nucleotides. Its product is annotated as sphingomyelin phosphodiesterase 1. The transcript is spliced from 6 exons. Gene Ontology annotation, biological process: sphingomyelin catabolic process; ceramide biosynthetic process. Bases 45 to 2084 code for a protein of 679 amino acids. Gene Ontology annotation, cellular component: lysosome. Gene Ontology annotation, molecular function: acid sphingomyelin phosphodiesterase activity. NCBI's taxonomy places the organism in Eukaryota, Metazoa, Arthropoda, Insecta, Diptera, Muscidae. The record is from RefSeq and is a predicted model, not a curated record.
UUAGUCCGUCUUUAGACUCGAAACGAUUAGCACGUUUUUUGGCAAUGUUACGGAAAUUCUUAAUUCUGGCCCUAUUGGCCAUUACAACAAGUGCUCUGAACUUACCCGGUGUACCAGUUGAGUUUACCGAAGAUGAUGCAGUUAUUUCGGCUAUUUCGGAUGAAAUUGCAAACAAAUAUGCCGAUGAAUUUAUGAAAUACAUGGAGACAGGCAUUGAAUCUGCCAGUAUGAAACAAAUUUCCACCCAAUUGGGGAGAUCAUAUAAAAAAGAAAUCUUCACCACCAGUCCCAAUGAAUUGAGUAGCAUCAAUCAGUUUGUCGCCUGUACCACCUGUCGUGCCGUUGCCAAUGUUGUGGCACGUACCUUCCGUUCCAGUGAGGGUGAACUUAAUGGUCCAAAUGCCGAAGCUGAUACCAAAAAGGUCUUACUCAUUUUGUGUGAUAAAUUGAGAAUACAAACCGAAGAAGUUUGUUCGGGUCUCUUUGAUUUGUACUGGGACAUUGUCCACCAUAUUGUUAUGAAUACAGGUGGUGAUGCUCGUUCCAUGUGUGGCAUGUUACCCAUUAGUUUUUGUCAAAUCGAAAGCAAAGACUAUAACUGGAGUGUCGAAGUUGAUGCCACCAAGGGACCAAUGACAGCACCCAAAUCGAGCGUACCCAAAAAGACCGAUAAAGAUUUGACCGUUGUUCAAAUAACCGAUAUCCAUUACGAUCCAGAUUAUAAGGUCGAUUCGCUGGCCGAUUGUGAGGAACCUUUGUGUUGUCGUGUAACACCAGCAAGUGGCAUUUCCGAUGAAGCUAAAGCUGGUUAUUGGAGUGAUUACCGUGGCUGUGACUCACCUUUGUAUAUGGUCGAGGAUGCCUUCGAUAAUGUCAAGAAAAAUCAUCCAAAAAUUGACUAUAUCUAUCAAACUGGUGAUAUUGUUCCACACAAUGUUUGGUCCACAACCAAGGAGAGCAACAAGGCAAUGUUAACGGAAAUUAAUGAUUUGAUUUCAAAGAAAUUCCCAGAUGUUCCAGUAUAUUCCAUUGUGGGUAAUCAUGAACCGCAUCCAACCAAUGUUUUUGGCCAUGAAAACGUUCCAUCUGAGAUGAGUGUCAGUUGGUUGUAUGAACACUUGUGGAACAUUUGGAAACGUUGGCUGCCAGAGGAAGCUAAGGAAACUGUUCUAAAGGGUGGCUACUAUACGGUAUCACCUCAACCUGGCUUACGCGUCAUUGCGCUGAACAACAACGAUUGUUAUUUGUUCAACUUUUGGGUCUUCUAUGAUGGUAAGGGCACAUCACAACCUCAAUUGGACUGGCUACACAAAACACUAUUGACUGCCGAAAAAGCUGGGGAAAAAGUUCACAUUUUGGCUCACAUUCCUUCGGGCAGUUCAGACUGUUGGUCUGUUUGGGCACGUGAAUAUAAUCGCAUUAUUGAGCGUUUCAGUGACACCAUCAGCGCCAUCUUCAAUGGUCACACUCACAAGGAUGAAAUGAUUUUGCAUUAUUCCGAAAAUGGUCACCCCAUGGCCAUUUCCUGGAACGGUGGUAGUUUGACUUCAUACUCGGACAAGAAUCCCAAUUACAGGUCCUAUGAAGUAGAACCAGCUACAUAUCAAGUUGUUGAUCACUCCACGUACAUUUUCAAUUUGACCGAGGCCAAUGAACAUGGCGAUCAUCGCGCCCCAGUGUGGUUCAAAGAAUAUCAAUUCACCGAUUUUACCAAUGACUUGAGUCCUGCCGGUAUUGAUGCCUUAUUUGAAAAAAUGUCCGAAAAUCCAGAGGUUUUGCGCAAGUACUGGCAAUACAAAGUAACUUCGGCUGAUCCCAAAAUACAAAAAGGUUGCGAUAAAAAAUGUAUGUUAAGUACAAUGUGCUCCUUGGUAACCUCUGAAUAUGGCGAGAACAAACGAUGCAAGGAAUUGAAAGCAAAAUUAUCCGAUUCUUUGGACAAUGAAAAACCCACCGAAGCUCCUACAACCACAUCUGCUCCUGAAACCACAAAGGCUCCUGGUGGAGAUGGUGCUGCCUCUCUAACAGCUUCCAUUACCUCAAUUGUUGCUCUGCUCUAUGUUAUUAAACAAAUACUGUUGUAAGAUAUACUAAUAAAUUAUUUAAAAAUAAAUAGAA